UACGGAUUCAAUUUUAACUGACUGGAGAGCUUUGAGAAAGGUCUCAAGACAGUGAUGGAAAUGACCGCUACCCCUUCCUAUCACGUCAAUAAAACAGAUGUAUCUACAAGUAAUUGCUCCGUGGUUGACACGCAUGCUGAGCUGAGAAAGUCUCUCUACACCAUGUCUCUCAUUAUUUGCUGCCUGGCCUUUGCUCUUGGUGUGCUCGGUAAUGGAAUGGUUAUCUGGUUGACCGGGUUCAAGAUGAAAAAAACUGUUAACAAAGUUUGGUUCCUCAACUUUUCUGUGGCCAACUUCAUCUUCACAGCAUCCAUGCCUUUCAGAGUGACAUACGUGGCUUUGAAUUUCCACUGGUCUUUUGGCAAGUUCAUGUGCAAACUGAACAGCACGUUAGGCUUUCUGAACAUGUUUGCCAGUGUCUACAUUCUGGUGGUGAUCAGUGUGGACAGAUGUGUGUCUGUGGUGUGGCCUGUCUGGACCCGGAACCAUCGAAGUAUAUCAAAGGCCUCCUUUGUGAGUCUGGGUGUUUGGGUUCUGGCUCUGAUUCUCAGCGCUCCAUACUUCAUCUUCAGGGACACUGGGUCAUCAGAUCUCCAUAAAGACAUCAUCAAAUGCUACAACAACUUCGCCUUUUCUGAUGACUAUAAAACACCGUCUGUGAAUCAACUGCGACAGUUUCGUCAUCAGGCCAUGACCAUCACCCGCUUCCUCCUGGGAUUUGUUGUUCCCUUCACAGUCAUUGUCUCCUGUUAUGCUGUGAUAAUCCAUCGUAUCAGAAGACACCGUACCCUGGCCAGCCACUCAAGUCGCCCCUUUAAGAUCAUCGCUGCAGUUAUCACCACUUUCUUCCUGUGCUGGGCUCCUUAUCACAUCAUGGCUCUAAUAGAGUUUGUGAGUUUCUUACCUGCUUGUAAAAGUAAAACAUUAGUAUAUGCCACCACUAUCGGAGUCCCUAUAACCACCAGCCUGGCCGAUAUCCACAGUUGCUUGAACCCACUGCUGUAUGUGUUUUUUGGCCAAGAUUUCAAGGGUAAAGCCCGCAAAUCCAUUCUGAAUGUUUUGGAGGCCGCCUUCCAAGAAGAGGUUACAGGCUCUCACACUGACACAAAGUCAGUGGACACCAGUCGGAGCACAGGGAAGUUAGCGCUUGGUACUGAAGUUUGAGGCUGUCCAUGACGAGAAGAAACCAAUCCUGAAACUGUGCAAACAUUUGGCAGCACAGUGGCUCAGUGGUCAGCACUGUUGCCUCACAGCAAGUAGGCACUGAUUGAUUCUACAGUUUACUCCAAACAUAAAAACUUGCUUGCUACAGUAGGUAACGCCUGCCAUUGCCCUUGAUAUACAGGCAUGGAGACAGGCACUGGACUACGGCUGUCCACUGCUCGUUACUAAGCGUGAUUUAUAAUUCUACGUAAAAUCCACACCGUGGCUAUGUACGUUAGUACGUGGAGACUACAACAACGCGACGCACAACGCUCAGCUGUGGCUUGGUAGCAUUGCAUUUCCCCCCUCUCAUUUCCUGGUUCUCCUUUUCCAUAAACAACAUGAAACCUCCUACAGAUUUCCCACCGUGGUCAGAAAGCACAGGGGAGACACUUUCCCUCACUAUGACUCUAGAGUCGGUUUUGCUCUGAAGCUUAUCGCUGUCACUCGCUCACUCUCUCUACCACACGCAGAGAUGAACCCAUACACCAACGCACAAGCAUAAACUUCAGGCCACUUACAUAGGCUACGGCAAAAGCUCUGCAGGACCAUAAAUCAAGCUUUAGUUAGGAUGGGAUUAAUGCAGAGGAAACAUUUCUUGUAUGUGUCCUUGUACUUGGCAAAUAAAGAAAAUAGUAUUUUAUAAUUUUGACAUAAAUGUACAAAUUACUUUUUUCUUUAACGUUUUCGUUUUCUUUAUGUUGACCCUCGGGGCAAGCUGUAAAAAUUAACUUAGAUUGAAGAAUUCCAACCUGAUGCAGUUUGAUAUCUGAGAGUUUUACCGUAUGGUUGUAGAUCGGGAAUUAAAGUGUACCACGUUUUAACUACACUUCAACCUGAUAGAACAAACUGAUGGUAACAUUGUACAAUACAUCCUGAUGCCUUUUGUGAGCUAAACCUUUGUUGAAUAAGAUGUUAGUGGAAUGUUUUAGUCACAAAGAGCAAAAGAGAUCUACCCAAUUCGCCUUUAGUCUGUACUACUGUAUGUAGAGCUAAGGGUGGGGUGUAUGACUGAUAUGUGAGUACAUGCAUAUUGUGCUAUAAUCUGAGAAUGUAGACUAUACUUUUCUCUAUUUUUAC
Molecule: messenger RNA, 2283 nt
Organism: Etheostoma spectabile (orangethroat darter)
Lineage: Eukaryota; Metazoa; Chordata; Actinopteri; Perciformes; Percidae
Product: chemokine-like receptor 1
Exons: 2
Coding region: 55-1164 (369 amino acids)
Biological process (GO): inflammatory response; complement receptor mediated signaling pathway; phospholipase C-activating G protein-coupled receptor signaling pathway
Cellular component (GO): plasma membrane
Molecular function (GO): complement receptor activity; G protein-coupled receptor activity
Source: RefSeq, a predicted model, not a curated record